CAAAUAGGCAGUAGCCAACGCAUAUGAGUACGUGUCACAAUUACUGCAACUGUUCUCCCAAGUGUCCACUAUACUAUGACAAAUCCAAAUCUACUUUGUCUAAUUUAAGCACCACUAACACCCCUCCCUUCUCCCUCAUCUUUUCCAUCUCCUCUGAUCAAAUCAUCUCUCUCUCUCUCUCUCUCUCACACACACACACACACACACAAGAAAAAUAAAAGAAAAAGAUUUAUCAGGCAUCAGCAGCAGGUGGUGGCGAAGGUAGCAAAUUAAAGAGAUUGAUUGAGUUAAGCUGUGAGAGAGACAGACAGCAGAUAAGGUAUAUAUAUAUAUAUAGUAGAGAGAGAGAGAGAAAAAGAAAGGCAUGCCGCAGCGUAGAUAUGAAUUUGGGAGCGCAGCAGAGGGCACCCACCCUGAUUCCAUGCGGGCUGCCUUGUCCGAGUUCCUCUCCACCUUCAUCUUUGUAUUUGCCGGCGAAGGCGCCAUCCUUGCUCUCGAUAAGAUGUACGGGGAAGACCAGCCAGCACCCAUAUUGCCCGCAGCGGGUGGGCUGGUAGUGAUCGCACUCGCUCACGGCUUGGGUCUUUUCGCUGCCAUAGCCUCCAGCACGAACGUCUCUGGUGGCCACGUCAACCCCGCCGUCACCUUCGGGGCCCUGGUUGGAGGAAGGAUCUCCCUCCUCCGCGCCGUCUUCUACUGGGUCGCCCAGCUCGCCGGUGCCGUCGUAGCCUCUCUCCUCCUCAGGCUAGCCACCGGCGGCAUGAGACCCGUAGGGUUUCACGUGAGCGCUGGAGUCGGAGUUUUGAACGCGCUUUUAUUGGAGAUCGUAAUGACGUUCGGGCUAAUGUACACGGUUUACGCAACUGGUAUCGAUCCCAAGAGGGGGAGCUUGGGGACCAUUGCACCGCUGGCCAUCGCCUUCAUCGUCGGAGCUAAUAUUUUGGUGGGUGGUCCUUUUGACGGAGCUUCGAUGAACCCAGCGCGGGCCUUUGGGCCCGCGUUGGUUGGUUGGAGGUGGCGCGAUCACUGGAUCUAUUGGCUCGGUCCUUUCAUUGGAGCUGCUAUCGCUGGGGUCAUUUAUGAAUACGCCAUAAUACCGUCCGAGAUCACCCCACACCACACCCACCACCACCACCAACCCUUGGCUCCGGAAGAUUACUAAUUGAGUCAUCUUGGUUUUAAAUAACAGCAUCGCAUAAAUAUCUGCCAAUAUCGAAGCACCCAACAUCAUGAUCAUAUAUAAAAGAAACAAAGUCUUGUGAUGUCUUGGUUUGCUCUUUCAAGUUUAGUUUUGAGAGUGAAUUCAGUUUCUGUGUUUGUUUUCAGUACUUGUGUUUUGAGCUUUCGUCUUUCCUUUCUCUAGUUUACAUGUAUCAUGUCAUGUAUGUGUAGACUUUAAUAAUAAUAAAUAAAUAAAUAAAUUUGUAAUCGCAAUAUAAUAAUUUGACAAUGAGACCCC
Messenger RNA from Camellia sinensis, 1459 nucleotides. Its product is annotated as aquaporin TIP3-1. Gene Ontology annotation, cellular component: membrane. NCBI's taxonomy places the organism in Eukaryota, Viridiplantae, Streptophyta, Magnoliopsida, Ericales, Theaceae. The record is from RefSeq and is a predicted model, not a curated record. Gene Ontology annotation, molecular function: water channel activity. Gene Ontology annotation, biological process: transmembrane transport; water transport.